AGCUAUAAGACAGCUCGCUUCUCUCCUUGCCACUACUUGCACGCUUAAUCUCCAUUGACUUCGCAACUGCAUCACCAUGAACCCGAAUACCGGCAUCACAGACGAGGCGGCCAUUGAGGGCCACGACCUCAUUCACAACGCCGAGGUUGAGGAGCAAAAGGCGCACGGCGACCACGCGCUGACGCAGCCCGACGAGGGCGAUGAGCCGCUCAACGCGACAAAACAGACUGAGACCGGCGCGGGACCCGGCGGACAGCCUCAGCGUCGCCACUCGGCCAUGGACAAGAUCAAGGAGACGCUGCAUUUGAAGAAAUAA
Molecule: messenger RNA, 316 nt
Organism: Trichoderma citrinoviride
Lineage: Eukaryota; Fungi; Ascomycota; Sordariomycetes; Hypocreales; Hypocreaceae
Exons: 3
Coding region: 77-316 (79 amino acids)
Source: RefSeq, a predicted model, not a curated record